GAUGCAGUCAAGGAUGUAUACAUCGUGUACAUGGGUUCACUGGCAGAGGGUGGAGGAUACUCACCAACGUCUCACCAUCUCAACAUUCUUGAAGAAGUUCUUGGGGAAAGUACUGCUAGUAACUCUAUGGUUAGAAGCUAUAGUAGGAGUUUCAAUGGAUUUGCAGCUAGGCUUAGUGAUGAAGAGCAACAAAGAAUAGCUGGCAAGAAGGAGGUGCUAUCUGUGUUUCCAAGUAGAAAACUCCAUCUUCAAACAACAAGAUCAUGGGACUUCGUGGGUUUAACUGAAACUGCAAAAAGAAAUCCCAUCGUUGAGAGUAAUAUAAUAAUUGGCUCUAUUGAUAGCGGAAUCUGGCCCGAGUCGGAGAGCUUUAGCGACAAAAGUUAUGGUCCACCUCCUAAGAAAUGGAAGGUUACUUGUGCAGGUGGCACUAAUUUUACUUGCAACAAUAAGCUUAUUGGAGCUCGAGCUUAUGGAAGUACUUCUGCAAGGGAUGAGGAAGGUCAUGGUACCCAUACUGCCUCAACAGCAGCAGGUAACAAAGUACCAGAUGUGAAUUUUUAUGGAUUGGCAAAGGGCAUUGCACGAGGAGGGGUUCCAUCUGCAAGGAUUGCAGCAUACAAAGUAUGUAGUGAAGAAGGGUGUUAUGACCAAGACAUCCUCGCAGCCUUUGAUGAUGCUAUUGCAGAUGGGGUUGAUCUCAUUACCAUUUCAAUCGGUGGAGAUCCAAGAGCUUUUGAUUCUGAUUCUAUUGCUAUUGGUUCUUUUCAUGCAAUGGAGAAAGGUAUACUCACCCUUCAGUCAGCUGGAAACAGUGGUCCUGCUGCAACAACAGUAUCGAGUGUUACACCAUGGUUAUUCUCCAUAGCAGCCAGCAGCAUAGAUCGGAAAUUUAUUAGUAAGGUUUCUCUUGCUAAUGGAAAGACACUCGUUGGAAAUGCAGUAAAUUCUUUCACAUUGAAUGGAACUAAAUUCCCUCUGGUAUAUGGGAAAGAUGCUUCAAGUAGUUGUUCGGAAGAAGAGGCUCGGUUUUGCCUUGAAAAUUGUUUGGAUAGCGAUUUGGUGAAAGGAAAAAUUGUUGUGUGUAAUGAGGCAACUGGAAGGAAAGAAGCUUUUAGAGCAAGCGCUCUUGGGGUAAUCACAUUAAUUGGAGAAGAAAGAGCCGAUGUUUCUUUUGUAGUUCCUUUACCUUCAUCUGCUUUAGCAGCCAAAAAUUAUGACCUGGUUAAGUCUUUCAUAAAUUCAACAAAAAAUCCACAAGGAAGUAUACUAAAAAGUGAAGUUAUUGAACAUACAACCGCUCCUAUAGUUGCUUCCUUCUCUUCACGUGGACCAAACUACAUUACAGCGGAUAUUUUGAAGCCAGAUAUAACUGCUCCAGGAAUAGAUAUUAUAGCUGCAUAUUCCCCUCAUGCUUCACCUUCUGGAGCCCCUGGGGAUAAGAGGUCUUUGAAACACAAUGUAAUGUCUGGGACCUCCAUGUCUUGUCCACAUGCAGCUGGUGCAGCUGCUUAUCUCAAAACAUUUCACCCUGAUUGGUCUCCGUCGGCCAUUAAAUCUGCUCUCAUGACCACUGCUUGGCCAAUGAAUGCCACAAAUGUAUAUGAAGAAGGUGAAUUCGCUUUUGGGGCUGGCCAUAUCAAUCCUGUGAAAGCAAUAGAGCCUGGUUUGGUUUAUGAAACCUUGAAAGAAGACUACAUAAAAAUGCUUUGUAGCAUUAAAAUUAGUUUUUUUGGUACUUGUCCCAAGGGUGUUAAAGGAUCUCCCAAGGAUCUCAAUUACCCAUCAAUGCAAGCUCUUGUUGAAUCUGACAACAGUUUCACUGUUGAAUUUCCCAGAACUGUAACUAAUGUUGGCCGUGCUGGCUCAACAUACAAGGCAAAAGUCAAUAGAGACUCUCAUAUCAAUGUAAGUGUGAAACCUAGCACCCUCUCCUUCAAGUCAUCAGGCGAGAAGAAGUCUUUUGUUGUGACUGUGUCUGGGAAAGGAUUGCCAAUAAAAACAAGGGUAUCUGCAUCAAUCGUGUGGUCAGAUGGCAUCCAUAAUGUAAGAAGUCCAAUUGUUGUGUACACAUGAAGCCUAGAAAAUUUUGUCAUUGUAAGUUCAUUUCAUGAAGUAACAUAGACAUGUAUUGGAGGGUAGCAAAAUAAUUAGUUAUUGUUGUGAACAU
This is a messenger RNA of Quercus lobata, 2170 nucleotides long. Its product is annotated as subtilisin-like protease SBT4.9. Gene Ontology annotation, molecular function: serine-type endopeptidase activity. Gene Ontology annotation, biological process: proteolysis. The record is from RefSeq and is a predicted model, not a curated record. NCBI's taxonomy places the organism in Eukaryota, Viridiplantae, Streptophyta, Magnoliopsida, Fagales, Fagaceae. The transcript is spliced from 9 exons. The coding region runs from base 31 to 2076 and encodes 681 amino acids.